AUGGCUCGACAAGCUGUGAAGAUGUGUACGAAUGCUGCUCAAUGCAUGAGCUCUACAACUUCACCACUGCCUAAGGGUCUACGGGAGAUUACAAGCAUUCCACGCACACCUUCGUGGUCACUUAAGGAGCUUCAUCAAGAACAUAAUGCUAUGGAUUCUCCUGUCUUGACAGAAAAGAAGCUUCGUGAACUAGCUGAACUAUGUCAUUUACAUGUGGAUGAUAAGAAACUACCAGAGCUGCUGAAGGACGUCGAGUCGAUCAUUCAGUGCACGAAAACGAUUCAGGUCAUGACGAUCAAUGAAAACAUUGACGAUGUGUAUGCUAAAAGUGACUUUGAUGCUGACGUCAUUGCUCCACUCAGGGAUGAUAUUGUCACAGCAGGAGACUGUGCGGAAAAGCUGUUGGCAAAUGCUGCAGAAAAGUCAGGCUACUAUUUCAAGGUUCCCAAGGUACUACAGGACUAA
Molecule: messenger RNA, 465 nt
Organism: Peronospora belbahrii
Lineage: Eukaryota; Oomycota; Peronosporomycetes; Peronosporales; Peronosporaceae
Source: the annotation of a GenBank genome assembly